Rhodofomes roseus is the source of this 2673-nucleotide messenger RNA. RefSeq lists its product as uncharacterized. The transcript has 5 exons. Lineage: Eukaryota; Fungi; Basidiomycota; Agaricomycetes; Polyporales; Fomitopsidaceae. The coding region runs from base 119 to 2221 and encodes 700 amino acids. The record is from RefSeq and is a predicted model, not a curated record.
GGCGCAGUAUUGUUCUGGCCUUGACAAGCGUUGUUCUGACCUCACACCGUAUUUCUACCCCGCGUUUUGUCCUCAUUAUCACCCAUACUCCCACCACAUCACACGACCUCGCGUCAAGAUGUUCGAGCUCAGGCUCCUACUACAGGGCGUCAUCGUGUUCGUGCUGAGCGUGAUACAUCUAUCACCGAUCCCCACUCCUAAACUCAUACAACAUACCAUCCAAUGCGCUCAAUUGGUUAUCAAGUUGCUCCCAUCGUCCAGCCCGGUGCCGACUAUUGGCCCUACCCCAACAUGGACCCCCCUCGUGUACGCGAACACCUCGACGGCUGCCUACAGCGCACGUACCAGUGAUAUACUUCCCGAAGCCGACGACUUGCGGUCCUCCUUCGCUCUGGAAUUUUACAACGGCACCGUCGCGCCUAUGUGGACCUUGACGGCUGCCUACAGCGUGCGCACCAGUUCUAUACUUCCCGAAGUCAACUACUUGCAGUCCUCCUUCGCUCUGGAACUUCACAACGGCACCGUCGAGCCUAUGUGGGAUGUGCGCCACAUGUGGCGGUCUGUCCUCACUGAUCUCCAGUCCCUCAGCACGGAGGUCGUGGUUUUAUGUGUAGUGCUGUUAUGGGUACUGAAGGAGCACCUCCGUGGUGCCCGUGUCCCCGACUGGCUAGAGCUGUCUAACGGUGCUCAACCUGGCAAAGACCGAUUUGAAGGUGUUCUGGGCCCCGGUUUCCCGUACGCGCGCGAUGCCUCGCAGUCGGAGCUUCGCUAUUUCAAGGAUGCAUCCACCUCGACGUCUACCACAUCCUCACCCGCAACAACUCCCGGCGCAUCCACCUCGACGUCUACCUCGUCCUCACCCGCAACAAUCCCCGACGCAUUGUAUCCGUUGAAUGACCCGUCAGCCGAGGCAAGAGAGCCAACACCGAGUGCGGAGCCAGUGAACGUGGAUCCGGUUGCCAUCGAGCUUGAUGACGCGCUGUCGACAGCCAGUACCGACGACGAGGGCGAUAUUUUCGAGGAGUGCAAUCCGGCUGACAACACUGCUGAAGCAAGCCUUCACGACGACGACCUGGACGGUCACGACGAUAGCAUCAACAGCGCUGGGUGUUUCGUCGUCCACGAUGUCCUCGAGAUCGACGAACCGAUGGAGACUGCCUACGACCCGCCGUCGCCCACCCCUGAUCAAUCUGCUCCGUCGCCGUCGCCCACCCCUGAUCAUUCUGCCCCGUCGCCGUCGUCCACCCCUGCUCAUUCUGCUUCGUCACCGUUGCCCAGGUCAAUGCUCAACCCGUGUGCCCCUGCUUUCAACCCGAGAGCCUCCAGGGUGUUGCGCCCAUCGGCCCGGAUUACCCCUACAGCUGCUGACCUGCCAACCGGAACCCUGCAGCAAGCCUCCUUUAGUGCUAACAACGCCUAUGUCGUGCACUACCCUGGGACAUCAAUCUAUCCGGCCGGAGCAGAAUACUUUAAUCUACCACAAUAUCUACCCACACCAUCUACCUUGGCAUCUACCAGUGCAUCUACCAGGGCAUACGGAGCAAACUACCCCCAGUACCCUUCUUACACUUUGCCGACUAACUGGACACAAACUAUGGCACCUAGAGCAAACUACGCGGCGCACACUCCAUGCAGACAAGCGAUGAUCUGGAACACUACCCUGCCAUCCCGACCAAACCACGCGCAGUACACUUCACCUGCACCUGUUGGCUUCGAUGGGCUUCCGCACAUGGUUCGUUGUAAUUCGCCGGAGCCCCUCUAUCACAUGCCGACCGUUGCCUCCGAGCCGCCCCCCACCUAUCCCACGCCGACCAGUUCCUCAAAGCUGCCCUCCACCUAUGUUACGCCAGCCAGCGACGACCCGUCGUCUGAUCUCAUCUAUCACACAUCGUGGAGCGUGCGAGCUACCCCCAGGCUACUGCAGGCUCUGGAUCAAUGGGUACCUCCUACUGGCCUGCCGAUACCAGCUGAGUUUUCCUCAGGGUCUGCGAACGGAAGCGAUUCGCAGGUUUGUAGCUCGACCCACUCGUCUCCGGGGUUGCCAACCCGCCCUCUCGAUGGUGGCAGCUCUGUUCGCCGGCGCGCUACAGACGGAGACCACGUCGAUCAGGAUUGUGCGACGCGGCCGCCAUGGCCGAGUCCGCUGGAUCUGCCUUGCCUGCGCCCGCUUGUAUGCGAUGCCGGUCCGCCUGAGAACGUGAAUCUUCAGCUUGGGACGUAGAAGAUCAAGGAACGACACCUACGGAGCACCCGGUUACCUCAGCAUGCCCAUGCCCACCCCAGUCAAGCGUCGUUGUCUGGGCAUCGCAGCACGGACCAUCGCAGCGCGGACCAUCUCAGCACGGACCAUCUCAGCACGGACCAUCACAUCACGGACUUAGAAGAACGGACUUAGAAGAACGGAGGCCCCAACUCGGUCAAGCUCAACAUCACGUCCUUCCCCGCACCCUCCGGAAGUUGACUAGGGGUCAACCAUCCCUGUGUGGUCGAUAAAUAUCACUAGGUCCACAGUGUUGCACCAUUGUUACAGUUCCUAUACCCUCAAAGUCACGACCUCAGUGACAUGCGAAUUAUACCCAGAUACUGUAGCUAUCCAUAUACCCAUGUAGAGCCACGAAAUCUAUCCGAUAUAAGAGGACCCCUGUCAAUUGGGGGAGAGGCCUGAUCCCAAUC